Nicrophorus vespilloides is the source of this 1563-nucleotide messenger RNA. RefSeq names its product ruvB-like helicase 1 (gene pont). The record is from RefSeq and is a predicted model, not a curated record. Gene Ontology annotation, molecular function: DNA helicase activity; ATP hydrolysis activity; ATP binding. The transcript has 3 exons. Gene Ontology annotation, biological process: chromatin remodeling; regulation of transcription by RNA polymerase II; box C/D snoRNP assembly. NCBI's taxonomy places the organism in Eukaryota, Metazoa, Arthropoda, Insecta, Coleoptera, Silphidae. Gene Ontology annotation, cellular component: R2TP complex; Ino80 complex; Swr1 complex. Bases 102 to 1472 code for a protein of 456 amino acids.
UUUCCAUAUCAACCGGUGCUGUUUGAGUGUGGGGGUGAAGAAGUGCGUCUUUCAAUUUCUACAAUUUAGUUUCGUUACAACCAAGCAGUAAGCUAUAUAAAAUGAAGGUGGAAGAAGUUAAGAGUACGGUAAAGACGCAGAGGAUCAGCGCCCACAGCCACAUCAAAGGGCUCGGUCUGGACGAGAGGGGCUAUGCCAUCCAAAUGGCAGCGGGUCUCGUGGGCCAGGAGCAGGCGAGAGAGGCCGCCGGCGUCGUAGUCGACAUGAUCAGAAGCAAGAAGAUGGCUGGAAGGGCUAUCCUUUUGGCCGGACCACCAGGCACAGGUAAAACAGCUAUCGCUUUGGCCAUUGCUCAGGAAUUGGGUAAUAAAGUACCAUUCUGUCCGAUGGUGGGAUCCGAGGUGUACAGCUCAGAGAUCAAGAAGACUGAGGUGCUGAUGGAGAACUUCAGGAGGGCCAUCGGGUUGAGGAUCAGGGAAAACAAGGAGGUGUACGAAGGAGAGGUUGUCGAACUGUCCCCAGUUGAAACUGAUAAUCCAUCAGGAGGAUAUGGAAAGACUAUUAGCCAUGUGGUGAUUGGGUUGCGGACUGCCAAAGGAAGUAAACAGUUGAAGCUGGAUCCGAGUAUAUACGAGGCGUUGCAGAAGGAAAAGGUGGAGGUCGGCGAUGUAAUCUACAUCGAAGCAAACAGUGGAGCUGUGAAGAGGCAGGGCAGAUGCGAUACGUACGCCACAGAGUUCGAUCUGGAGGCGGAGGAAUACGUGCCGAUUCCUAAAGGGGACGUUCAUAAGAAGAAGGAGGUCGUUCAGGAUGUGACUCUGCACGAUUUGGAUGCGGCCAACUCGAAACCGCAGGGCGGACAGGACGUACUCUCGAUGAUGAGUCAACUGAUGAAGCCGAAGAAGACCGAGAUCACGGACAAACUGCGGAAGGAGAUCAAUAAAGUUGUUGACAAGUACAUCGAUCAGGGCAUUGCGGAACUGGUGCCGGGCGUCCUCUUCAUCGACGAAGUGCACAUGCUCGACAUCGAAACGUUCACGUAUCUGCACAGGGCGUUGGAGAGUGCGAUCGCACCGAUCGUCAUCUUCGCCACGAACAGAGGACGAUGCGUGAUCCGCGGAACGGACGACAUCAUCGCACCGCACGGCAUCCCCUUGGAUCUGCUCGACAGGCUGGUGAUAAUCAGGACGUUGCCGUACGAUAAACCCGAUCUGGAGCAGAUAUUGAAGUUGAGAGCGUUGACGGAAGGUCUGGAGAUGGAGGACGAUGCACUGGCAGCACUCAGCGAUGUGGGUGUGAGAUCGACGUUGAGGUACGCCGUGCAACUGAUGACGCCCGCAUCUCUAACGGCGAAGACCAAUGGGAGGAACGAGAUUAAGAGGGAGGACAUCGUCGAAGUCAGUUCGCUCUUCCUCGACGCCAAAUCUUCGGCAAAGAUCGUCUCGCAGAACAAAGAUAAAUUUAUGUUGUAGUAGCAAUUCCUUCUCAAUUAAUCAUCUUUUCUUUCUUUCUUUCCUUUUUUAUAUAUAUAUCAAAUAAAGUUAUUUUCCUUUUGUUAAUAAA